Messenger RNA from Symbiodinium necroappetens, 315 nucleotides. NCBI's taxonomy places the organism in Eukaryota, Dinophyceae, Suessiales, Symbiodiniaceae. The record is from the annotation of a GenBank genome assembly.
AUGACAAGCAUGUUGAGUAAGAAUGUCUCCAAGCUAUCCAGAAUGCGGCCACUUUUAAGCCCAGCGAGGAGAACGUUCUCUGAAGUAUCAACUGAUGUGAAGCAGCAGAUUGAGGCGAAGCCGAAGAAAAAGGCUCCACUUGGUUCGCGACUUCGAAGUUUCAUCGCAGGCUUCACUGUCGCGGGUACAUUGUCCGGCUAUGCCCUCUAUUAUAAGGUGCAGUGGGCGAAUGAAGAGCUCGCAGCUAUGGUCAGAGAAACAGCUGCGCGACAGGCCCAGAUCGAGAGGCGCCUCAGCCAAUUGGAUGGCCGAUGA